UCUGUGAGAGUUUUUGAGUAGUGGAGAAGAAGAAGAAGAUGGAAGAAUAUCCAGAAGAAAUGCGUAGUCCGCCGGUGAGUCUGGUCUCCGUCGUCGGAUGCCCGGACCUCCACGCCUCCAUCUCCACACACCUCCACUCCCUCGACCCUCCGAUCAACACUUUAGCCUUGCCGGACCUCUCCAAGGUCUCUCUCCUCCUACCUCCCCCAAAGCCCAGCCCCUCCGACGCUCCUACCGCCGGAAUCCUGAAGCGCGAUUGGCUUCUCAAGCACCGCACCAAAGUCCCCGCCGUCGUCGCCGCCCUCAUCUCCUCGGAUCGCGUCUCCGGCGACCCGGCCCAGUGGCUCGAGCUCUGCUCCGAACUCGACAAUCUCAAGGGACUCAUCCGCGGCCGCAGCACCAAAUUGGUCAUCGCCGUCGUCCACUCCAGCUCCACUGAUGAAAUCUCAGAGGAUCAAAUGGUUGCGGUGCGAAAACGAGCUGAAGUAGAUGCCAAGUAUCUUGUCACAUUUUACACAGAUGAAGAGUCUCAGACUAAGCAAUCUCUGUUUAGAUUGGGAAGUGUAUUUGCUGAGCUAGCCGGCACGUAUUACAGAGAUGAAGGAAGGAGGAUUAAAGCUCGCAUUGAGAGGAAGAGUUCCGGUCCUACUGACUUGAACAUUCGAUAUUCCUUCAAAGUUGCUGUAUUUGCGGAAUUCAGAAGAGAUUGGGUGGAAGCUUUACGUUUUUAUGAGGAUGCUUAUCACAUGCUAUGCGAGGUGAGUGCCGGGGCGUCAACUAAGUUGUCAGUCAUUCAGCGGUUAGUGGAGAUAAAAACUGUUGCCGAGCAAUUGCAUUUCAAAAUUGCAACUUUGCUAUUGCAUGGUGGAAAGAUUGUGGAAGCCAUUACGUGGUUCCGCCAACACAAUGCUUCAUACAAAAAGCUCAGAGGAUCACCAGAAGCUAUAUUUCUUCACUGGGAGUGGAUGAGUAGACAGUUCUUGGUGUUUGCCGAGUUGCUAGAGACAAGUUCAGCAGCCGUUCAGAGCAGUUCACAUAUAACUGCAGGCACUGGAGAUAGACCCUUGACUGAGUGGGAGUUUCGGCCGGCUCAUUAUUAUCAGCUAGCUGCUCAUUACUUGAAGGAGAAGAGAUCAUCUUUGGAAUUUGCAGUUUCUAUGUCAGAAGGUGAUAUUGAUUGUAGUGCUGAAUCUGUGGCUCCCUCAUCCUAUCUGGGUCAGUUUGCUCGAUUGAUUGAACAAGGAGAUGCAUUUGUCAUGCAGCCCCUUACUGAUGAAGAGUAUGUGCGAUAUGCAAUUUCUGAAGGGAAAAGGUUCCAAGAUUCCUUUGAAAUUAUAGCUUUACUCAAAAAAUCUUGUGAAUCCUACAAUAAUCUUAAAGUCAGGAGAAUGGCUUCGUUUUGUGGGUUCCAGAUCGCCCGAGAAUAUUAUGCUGUAGAUGAUUUUAACAACGCAAAACUACUUUUCGAUGACAUUGCAAGUCUAUACAGGCAAGAAGGAUGGGUCACUUUGCUGUGGGAGGUAUUAGGUUACCUACGUGAAGGUUCAAAGAAACAAAGCAAAGUUAAAGAAUUUAUAGAGUACUCAUUCGAGAUGGCUGCACUCCCUAUAUCAGCUGAUACUGGUAUUCAGUCAUUCCGAUUUGAUGAAUCUGGUCCAGCUGGGCUGGCUACUCUCCAACAAAGAGAAACAAUACAUAAAGAAGUUUUUGGGCUUGUUAGUGAAACACUGGGGUUGGCAUCUAUUGGAAACGGUGAUGAUGUCAAAAUAUGCGACAACAAUCCACUUCACCUUGAAAUCGAUCUCGUCAGUCCCCUUAGAUUGGUACUCCUUGCAUCAGUGGCUUUUCAUGAACAAAUAACCAAGCCUGGCUCGUCCACAUUGGUUACACUGUCACUCUUGUCACAGUUACCACUUACGUUUGAGAUUGAUCAAUUAGAAGUCCAGUUCAAUCAGUCUCAUUGUAACUUCAUCAUCAUGGAUGCCCGAAAGCCUCAUGUUGCUUCCUUGACAGAUGGUCAAUCAGGUCGCCGCAGAGAGACAGCUCCAUCUUUGCGACUUUCUACAAACAAAUGGCUCCGGCUAACAUAUGACAUCAAAUCUGAUCAAAGUGGAAAGCUAGAAUGCAUAUCAAUUAUUGCCAAAAUGGGACCGCACUUUACUAUCUGUUGCAGAGCUGAAAGUCCGGCUUCAAUGGAUGAUUUGCCUCUGUGGAAAUUUGAAGACCGUGUGAUUACCUAUUCGACCAAGGACCCUGCUCUUGCAUUUUCUGGUCAGAGAGCAAUUCAAGUUGAAGAACCAGACCCGGAAGUGGAUCUUGCUUUAGGUGCUUCGGGCCCUGCAUUAAUCGGAGAGAGCUUCAUAGUACCUGUUACUGUUACAUCCAAGGGUCAUGAGGUUAAUUCAGGUGAAUUGAAGAUCAAUCUGGUGGAUGUUAGGGGAGGUGGUUUGUUUAGUCCAAGGGAUGCAGAACUAUCUGCAGAGAGUCAUCACGUUGAACUUCUUGGUGUAUCUGGAUCAGAAGGAGAAGAUGAAUCACAAGUGAGUACUGAUGAAAUUAAGAAAAUUCAAAAGGCUUUCGGAUUGGUUUCUGUUCCUAAUCUCAAAAGUGGAGACUCAUGGUCGUGCAAAUUGGAAAUCAAGUGGUACAGACCCAAACCAAUUAUGCUAUAUGUUUCACUGGGAUAUGCUCCAGAGAAUAAAGAAUCAAACACACAUAAAGUUAAUGUGCACAAGAGCUUGCAGAUUGAAGGAAAGAAUGCAAUCACAAUUAGCCAUAGCCUUAUGCUUCCAUUCCGCAGGUACCCGUUGUUGCUUUCUAGGACAAAACCAGUUCCUGAUUCUGAUCAGUCAGUGUCAAUGCCUUUAAAUGAAACAAGUGUACUCAUCGUUAGUGCUAAGAAUUGCUCCGAGGUGCCACUUCAAUUACUAUCCUUUUCUAUUGAAGGAGAUAAUGAUGACACAGAAAGUUCAUGUUCUUUGCAUGGGAGUGAGGACCUUUUAAAACCUGCUCUUCUUGUUCCUGGAGAAAAGUUCAAGAAGGUGUACACUGUCACUUCUGAGAUGAAUUCUUCAAAGCUUAAAUUGGGUAAUGUGUGCCUUAAAUGGAGAAGGAAUUCUGGUACAACCGAGCAAGCUGAUUCUGUGGCUCCAGUUAUAACUAACCACCGACUUCCUGAUGUGAAUCUGGAACCAUCACCUCUUGUUGUGAGUUUGGAGUGUCCUCCUUAUGCAAUCCUUGGGGAGCCUUUCACAUAUUAUGUUAAAAUUCAGAACCAAACAGAACUGCUUCAAGAGGCCAAAAUUUCCCUGGCGGAUGCUCAAAGUUUUGUAAUAUCUGGGUCUCACAGUGACACCGUAUAUAUUCUUCCAAAAUCUGAGCACAUCAUCAGUUACAAGCUUGUCCCGCUUUCCUCAGGUGCGCAGCAGCUACCCAGAUCCACUUUAACGGCAGUCAGAUAUUCAACUGGUUUUCAGCCUUCAAUUGCUGCAUGUACUAUUUUCGUCUUCCCCUCACAGCCUCAUUUUAAGAUGUUUGGUAUGGGAGAUGACAGCAAGGAAACCGUGGUGGCUGAAUGAUGGCUCUCUAUUCGAUAUACUUUUCUGAAGAUAUAAGCGCAGCCAUGCUGCUAAGUGGUCAUCAGGAUGGGUUCAGCAGAUUGCUGGGUGCAUGGUGUUGGAUUGAUGUACCUUCUUCAAUUGUGGGUUAUUCUGCUUUAAGUCUGAACCCCGGACAUAAUGUCCGAAUAAGGUAUACGAUUGUAAUGAGAUGGAAACCCGGUAGUAUAGACCCCUAUAGAAGUUUCUACAUCUCAAGCCUGUGGUGUACACAGCACGUAGUGGAGAAAACAGACAUUAUCUACAUGAUCUUUGAGGUG
Messenger RNA from Argentina anserina (silverweed cinquefoil), 3877 nucleotides. RefSeq lists its product as uncharacterized. The transcript has 8 exons. The record is from RefSeq and is a predicted model, not a curated record. Bases 39 to 3578 code for a protein of 1179 amino acids. NCBI's taxonomy places the organism in Eukaryota, Viridiplantae, Streptophyta, Magnoliopsida, Rosales, Rosaceae.